This is a messenger RNA of Eptesicus fuscus (big brown bat), 1297 nucleotides long. It is a transcript of the gene DMAC2, whose product is annotated as distal membrane arm assembly component 2. Bases 10 to 783 code for a protein of 257 amino acids. NCBI's taxonomy places the organism in Eukaryota, Metazoa, Chordata, Mammalia, Chiroptera, Vespertilionidae. The record is from RefSeq and is a predicted model, not a curated record. The transcript is spliced from 6 exons.
CUCAACAAGAUGGCGGCGCCCAGGGCGUCCCUGCACCUGGUGGCCCCCAUAUGGAAUUUGGGUACCAGCGGUAUCCGUGGUCUGAGCAGUGCAGUGACCCCAGAGGGCAAUCAGAGGAAGGGGAGGAUGCUGCUCCAGCUCCUGACUGACCGCUUCUAUGAUGUGGAGGCUUUCAGGGAGUAUCUGUUCCAAAAGCAGGUGUCAAAAGUGCACAGGAAAAAUCGAUCCUUCACCGGCAUCAAGAACCGAUACGGCCCAUACGUCGCAGGAGCCUAUUUUGUCCUGAAGCAGGGAGGCGCAGUCAAAUUCCAAGGCAAAGAGUGGAUUCAGUCCACUGAGCAUGGCUACUCCCGUCUCCAGUUGUUGAAGCUCCAGGAAGUACCUAUAGAGGCGGUGGAUGCCAGUGACUGUGCCAUCAACUACGAAGGCCUGGACAACCUCCUGGCCCUGAAGGAGCUGCAAUCCCUGUCGCUGCAGCGCUGUCCCCAUGUGGAUGACUGGUGUCUCAGCCGCCUCCACCAGCUGGCCAGUUCUCUGCAGGAGCUCUCGCUGGCUGGUUGCCCCCGAAUCUCCGAAAGGGGCCUCGCCUGCCUCCAUCACCUCCAGAACCUCCGCAGGCUGGACAUCUCAGACCUACCCGCUGUGUCCAACCCAGGCCUCACGCAGAUCUUGGUGGAGGAGAUGCUGCCCAAGUGCGAGGUUCUGGGGGCUGAGUGGGCCCAGGGCCUGAAGUCCGGGCCGGAAGAGCAGUCUCGGGACACAGCCAGCCUCAUCCCUGCCUAGUCACAGCCCCUCCCCAUCCAGAUGGAUCUCAGCCAAGCUCUGUGGAGUCUGACAAUUCUACUUCUGGCUUCCAGUUGGGCUCACUCAUUGUGGGGCUUGGGGUGGGACGAGGGAUGUGGCACUGGCGGGUCAGGGGGAAGGAGAGCAUGUGGUCCCCACCUCAUGGACUGGCUACACUCUGGACUGAAGGUCACAACUCCUGUCAUCCGGUCAGGCAGCCUUUUCCACAUACUUCUAGUAACUUCCUGCCUGGCCAGGCCUGGGGCAGGUAAAGACUCUCGGUUGCAAGUAGCCCCAGGGAGCUGCAUUCUCUCUUGUGGCCUCCCCACUUUGCCCACUACUGUGUCGAGACUUCUCUAAUGAAUCUUUAAGUGUGCUGUUUCCUACCGCAACCCUACAAUAUAGGGGUGCUCCUGGCAUCCCAAAGGGAUGGUUAUUCCGUGUGGGACUAGCUUCACCGCAGGGUACAGCAUCCCUUGCCCACACUCACUAAAUGCCAGUAGCAUCCCAAGUC